Sus scrofa (pig) is the source of this 7177-nucleotide messenger RNA. It is a transcript of the gene ANGPTL1, whose product is annotated as angiopoietin like 1. Gene Ontology annotation, molecular function: protein-macromolecule adaptor activity; extracellular matrix structural constituent. Lineage: Eukaryota; Metazoa; Chordata; Mammalia; Artiodactyla; Suidae. Gene Ontology annotation, cellular component: fibrinogen complex. The record is from RefSeq and is a predicted model, not a curated record. Gene Ontology annotation, biological process: blood coagulation, common pathway; positive regulation of heterotypic cell-cell adhesion; blood coagulation.
CACUCUGUAUAAACUCAUACAGUAUCUAUACCAUUCACCUGAUAAUUUUUGUGACUCUGUAAUCUCCUUAUUGAAACUCUUUCGUAUUAAUAUCUUAACUGCUCACAACUAAACUCAUUCUGGUGGUUGCUCUACCUUGCAUUCUAAAAGAUGAAGAUCCUGACCUGUAUUUUCAGCCAUUUGGUGCUUAACACAAUGUAAAAGGCUGACAUGGCAAUCCUUUCAUUCAUCCUAGUACCGUUCCUUUCCCAUUCGGUAAAUCUUAACAGUAUUCUUUAAGCCACCUACCAUAAAUACUUCUUUUUCUUUAGAGACUCUCCACUUCAUUUUUUAUGACUUCAAAUAAAUCUACAGCCUAGCUCCUUUCCUUCUCCUCUACUCUCAGAGGAAGAAGAAUCUUUUUCUUCUUUCCAAAUCUAAACUGUGAUUUUGAAUGUAAUUGCUACUGCCUCCUUUAAAAUACCCACUGUUGCUUUCACUAUCAUUCACCCUCUCCUGGCUUCUCUCCAGAGCCAAUGCACACACUUAAAUCUCCUUUACUUAAGAAAACAAAAUCAAAGCAACACUUCCUUUAAAUCUGAUCCCCUCCUCAACAUAGGACCCUUGCCUUUCCUCUCUUCAACAAACAACCUGAAAGAGAAACAAAGACUAGUCCACUUACUUUUUAAACCUUAUUCUACUUUCGAGUAGUAUUUGAUACAUAUAAAGUUUCUCUGUGACAGGAAAAACUGGGAUAGACUGUGGAAGGACCAAAAACAUGACUGGGUAUCCCACCUCCAGUGCAUCCAUUUGGCCUGAGCUAUUCUACAGCUCUGUAAGUUGUUGAAAACUGGUAAUAAUACAGAUGCUUGUCCGUAAGAACGGCAGUGGACUCUGUGCGGUGGGAUGUUAACUGGUUACUGCCCGGUGGAUGAUGACCACCUUUGCAACUAUCUGUAAGUUCACGUCAGCAUUCCUGACUGCCUGCGUGGGUGUAUGUGCAGUACUCUGAAUUCGCCCUUGCGAUGGUUGUGGUAUCUUCCUGAUUCCCUUAAACAUUUGAUGAUUUAAACUAAACCUCUGACAAGUACGCACUUCAUAUUUAUGCAAGAAUCAUGAUUUCACCUUUCUAAAAAUAAUAGUUUAACACACGUAAAAUUGGUUGUUAUCAAACAAAUACUUGUCAACUUCAGAUCUACAACAUCAGUACUGUUGCCUCAUCUACAUGCCCUUUCCCUGUAUCACGUCUCUUCCUGUCUAGAGGUAACCAGUAUUCUGAAUUUUAAGAUUAUUCUCUUGGUUCUUUUAAGACACAUGUCUAUAUUCCUGCACAAUACAUUAUUUUACUUUUGCUUAUUUUUAAGCUUUAAAAAAUCAUACUUUAUAUGUGCGAUUAAAUGACAAUAUCAGUAAGCUUAAAAUGGGUACACAAUAAGUGAUCUAUAAGUGGUUGCAAAUAGAUUUAAAAAAUAUAGCCUAUGACCACUUUCUCUCACUCACUAUCUUGUUUCUAAGACUUACUCGUGUUAAGUACAGCUAUAAUUUCUUAAAUUGAGAAUAAACUCAUAAGUAACAAUAUCACAAUUUACUUAUUCACUUUAUUUGAUAGAGUUUCCAGUUACUCCCUCUGCCCGCCUUGUUGCUAUAGACAUUCUUGUAUACGCCUCUUGGCACAUAUGGAGAAGAAUUUCUCUGCAUUUAUACACACACACACACACACACACACACACACACACACACACAUAAAAUGUUCAACUUUUUAACACAAUGCCACAUUUUUUUUUAAAGCUGUAUUAAUUUAUUCUCUGACCGACAGUAAAUUUCUACCUAUCCACAUUUGGCUAACACUUUGUAGAUACUAUGAAAUCCACAUCUCUCAUUUGCUGAUAGUUAUUGUAGCAAAGGCAUAAAUAACCUCUUCUCAUCAUUAAAUCUUCAGACAUUUCUGCAGUAUUUGGACUAUUCCCUUUGUUGCUUCGUCUUACUGGCUUGAAUCUUCCCAGCUUCUACCCUCCCUCCGUUUUCUUCCUUCUCACAUUCCCUGGAAGCUGGUAUUCCCCAUGGUUUGUCAUUAAUCUUCUCACUCUACAUGUACUUCUGAGGCUUCAACUAUCAGCUAAUUGCUGAUGACUCUCUAAACUCUCUAUAGAACGCAGCUCCUGACUUUCAUUUUCAAUUUAACAUACCAAACGAAUCCUUACCUGUCCCUAAACACCUCCCAUUCUACUGUCCAAGCCUGGCUGGUGAUACUAUUAAUUGUUCAAGUUAGAAAGCUUUAAAUUGACCAAACAAAAAAGCUCAGGAGGAGCUUACUACCUCAUAUUCUUCCAGACUAAGCUAUUAGUGAAUACGAUAUCACCAGUGAAUGAUUAAAAGAUGUAUUACCUAAGUCAGAGGCUAGAAGCUGUCGUGAUGUUUUUGAAAUCAGGAAAAUCCGUACGAAAUAUCUACACAACCCCCUUUUCCUUAAAAAAGGGGGGAGGGAGAUCUGGCAACAACAAGGUACAGUUGAAAAGGGUGUCGAUCCCAAUAUACUAAUCACUAAGGAUGCCAGGGUGUCCUAACUAUUUUCCUCUGCUUCCCUACUUCCAGUUAAUUUCACUUAUUACAUUACCUGCUUCAUUCUUCUAAGCAUUUGUAGGCCUUUGACGAUGGAAUCCCUGCCAUACCUGUGUAUGUCACAGGAGUUUAAAGAAACAAGUCUGUGAAAGAACUAGAAACUAAGCUGACUUUAAUUAAGGAUGCGGAUCAACAGUCGACGGUAGAGCCUGAGAAAGAGCAAAGUAGUACAAAGAAAGGCAAAGAAGAGGGGAAAUCCCUGGGUGUGUAUAGAAAAGUAGAAGCCCCCAGGUUUUAUCUGGAAGCAGCAGUCAGCAAUUACAUAAUCCACCGAGAGACAGUGUGGCCGCCUGCUUUGGAGUUCAGAGUCAAAUCCCAGUCCACCGCUUAGCACUGAAUUCCUAAGCCAAACUACUUAAGAUACCUCAAUUUGUGUCUCCUCAGCCAGAGUUAAUCAACAUUUCUUCAUCUAAUGAAACACGAAAGCAGAAUGGAUACUCAAUAGUGACUAAGCCCUCUCCAGCACCCUAAUUUCACAGCAGAAGAAUUGGGCCCGAGGUAGAUAAAGUGACCUGUCUAAGUACUCGUAGCCAGGGGGGUUGGAACUCUCUCUUUUUUCCUCCACUCAGUCCAGGGUUAGGUUUGCUUUUAAAUCACAACACGUCGACUAAUAAGAAUAACCGUACGCCGACAAGAGGGGUCAUGUUGCAGAACGGGAGGAAGUGACAUUACACAACAUCGGAAUUUAAUUAUAUAACAUUAGUAUUCAAAAAGUAUUAAGUUUCUGAAAGGAUUUUAUACAUAGCUUUCUACCUAUUUUUGGCAAUUAUAUAUAACGCAGUUUUCUCUUUGAAACAUUACACAGCACCUAGUACAACAACAUCAGGGUUCUCCUAACUUUAAAACCUUCCGAAAUGGCAACUUCGUAAAAUGUUUAAAAUUUCUUCUAGGCUAUAAAGAGUAGUAUAUGAUUUAGGGGGCUGCCUAUGAGAACAGAGUCUAAAAAACAAACUCAUCAGCCUGCAACUGCAUCUAUGUGAAGCUCAGUACUGUUUUUUCACUAUUUAACUUAAAAGAUCUCUGGCCAGCAGACUGAAAUGUUUGUUUUGUAAUUGCCUGCUGAACUAUGAUAGUUUGUUUCCAGAUGGUGCCCUUCCUUCAACCUGCACACAGUCUCUCCUUGUUCAGAGCCAUUCAACCUCCUGCUGAUCCCACUACCCCCACCCCUAUUUAAGGCUACAGAGAGGAAAUCCUAAGGAGAUUUUCCCCCCAGCCUCCAGCAAGUUUUUGGUGACGUAAUAUGUGGGCUGAACUUGAGUCUACCGAGAAAGAGAGGGAAUCACUAUCCAAGGGUACUUUAUAUACAAUCGGGCUCAGCUGCAGCUGGUUACUGCAUUUCUCCAUGUGGCAGACAGAGCAAAGCCACAAUGCUUUCUCUGCUGGAUUAAAGACAGCCCGCAGACCAGAACUUCCACUAUACUACUUAAAAUUACAUAGGUGGCUUGUCAAAUUCAAUUGAUUAGUGCUUCAGAAGAAAAAGAAGUUCCAUAUUACAGCUUGGAUUCAACGGUCCAAAACAAAAAUGCAGUUGCCAUUAAAGUCACAGACGAACAAACUUCUACACUGAUUUUUAAAGGCAAGAUUAAGAGCAGCCAAGCUUCUGGGUUUGCUUUAUCAACAGAUGCAAAAAGACGUCAUACACGCUCAUUGCAAAAUGAAGGCUCUGAUCUGGACCCUAAGUGUGCUUUUCUUCCUACUAAUGGGCAUUGGACAAUGCAGAGGAGGACAGUUCAAAAUAAAAAAAAUAACCCAGAGGAGAUACCCUCGAGCCACAGAUGGUAAAGAGGAAGUAAAGAAGUGUGCAUACACAUUCCUGGUGCCUGAACAAAAAAUAACAGGGCCCAUCUGUGUCAAUACCAAAGGGCAAGACGCGGGCACGAUUAAAGACAUGAUCACCAGGAUGGACCUUGAAAACCUGAAGGACGUGCUCUCCAGGCAGAAGCGGGAAAUAGAUGUCCUGCAACUGGUGGUGGAUGUCGAUGGAAACAUUGUCAAUGAGGUAAAGCUGCUGAGAAAAGAAAGCCGAAACAUGAACUCGCGUGUCACGCAACUCUACAUGCAACUGCUACAUGAGAUUAUCCGCAAGAGGGAUAAUUCGCUUGAACUUUCCCAGCUGGAAAAUAAAAUCCUCAAUGUCACCACGGAAAUGUUGAAGAUGGCAACAAGGUACAGGGAACUCGAGGUGAAAUACGCGUCCUUGACUGAUCUGGUCAAUAACCAGUCUGUGAUGAUCACUCUGUUGGAAGAACAGUGCUUGAGGAUAUUUUCCCGACAAGACCCCCAUCUGUCUCCUCCUCUUGUCCAGGUAGUGCCACAGCAUAUUCCUAACAGUCAUCAGUACACUCCCGGCCUGCUGGGAGGCAAUGAGAUACAGAGGGAUCCAGGUUAUCCCAGAGAUUUAAUGCCCCCACCUGACCUGGCAACUCCUCCCACCAAAAGCCCUUUCAAGAUCCCACCGGUAACUUUCAUCAACGAAGGACCAUUCAAAGAUUGUCAGCAUGCAAAAGAAGCUGGACAUUCAGUCAGCGGGAUUUAUAUGAUCAAACCAGAAAACAGCAAUGGACCAAUGCAGUUAUGGUGUGAGAACAGUUUGGACCCUGGGGGAUGGACUGUUAUUCAGAAGAGAACAGAUGGCUCUGUCAAUUUCUUCAGAAACUGGGAGAAUUAUAAGAAAGGAUUUGGAAACACUGAUGGAGAAUAUUGGCUUGGACUGGAAAAUAUCUAUAUGCUUAGCAAUCAAGAUAAUUAUAAGCUGUUGAUUGAAUUAGAAGACUGGAGUGAUAAAAAAGUCUAUGCAGAAUACAGCAGCUUUCGCCUGGAACCUGAAAGUGAAUUCUACAGACUGCGCCUGGGCACUUACCAGGGAAAUGCCGGGGAUUCUAUGAUGUGGCAUAAUGGUAAACAGUUCACCACACUGGACAGAGAUAAGGAUAUGUAUGCAGGAAACUGCGCCCACUUUCAUAAAGGGGGAUGGUGGUACAAUGCCUGUGCACACUCCAACCUCAACGGAGUAUGGUACAGAGGAGGCCACUACAGAAGCAGGUACCAAGACGGAAUAUUCUGGGCCGAAUACCGAGGCGGGUCCUACUCCUUGAGAGCAGUUCAGAUGAUGAUCAAGCCUAUUGACUGAAGAGAAACAGUCUCCAAUUUAACGACACAGAACUCUGUAUUUUUCAGUUCUGAAAAAUGUAAAUGGUACACGUAUAUUAUUUUGCACAAUGCAUUCCUACAGAUAGUUUUUUAAAAUGAAUUUUACCCUAACUAAAAAAGGGGAUUUAUAAAGGUAGUUUCAUCUUCCCUCAAUAUACUACAGAAGAUUAGGUGUCUAUAAUCCUAGCUAUUUUAAAAAUAAUGACUAAAUACAAAGUUUGUUUUCUAAAAUGUAAAUAUCUGCCACAGUAUAAAACAAAUCUUAGCUUUAUUUUAAAUCAAAAGUCAAUACAUGUUUAAGAUCCUUAACGAUUUAUUUAAAAACUUUAUGAGAGUGCUGUAACUUCCAAUGGAAAAAUAAUUUUAAGAUUUCAGCAAAGUAUUUUUAUUUAUAAAAAUACAGACAGGAAAUUAGAAAAAAAACCUCUAGUUUUGCCUUCAUUUUGCAUGAAUAAAAGUUAUUUCAGAUUGAAUUUGUGCCUUUCACAUGAAAUGAUUAAAUCUGAAUUCUUCAACACUAUAUUUAUAUCAAUUUCCAAAAUAAAGAUACCCACACUAUUAAAAUACGUGUUUUUUAAAACCAAAAAAGGUACGUAGUAUUUAAAACAUCAAUAUAUGAAAACAAAGAUACAAAUGAAUUAUAUAUUUCAUUUCAAAUACUGAUAAUAUUUUCAGUACUAUCUUCAUAUGAUUUGCUGAACACCCAAAUCUCUUGAAAUUCAUUUUGUGUUGUUCUAUCAGUAACACGUUGAUAACAGAAAAAUGCAGGCUAUUUAGUGAGUCAAUAGUUUUACAGAUCUGGAUUAUAACUAUAAGCUUAUUCAUUAAUACUUUUUUCUCCCUAAUUUACUGAUUUUACUAUUGACAAAAAACUUGUCUGUUAGGCAAGUCCGAAAGCUUGGACAGCUUUACAUGCAUUACUGAAUACUUGUGGGUGGGACUAAAACAACUUCAAGGAACUGUCAGCUAUUCUUCCAAUACUGAGAUUCAACAGCUUCAGAGUGGAAUCCAUAGGGGUUUGGCAAGUCCAAAUCGCUAAUUCCAUUUUACAACGUGUGUGUCUUAACUCAUCUUUGCAACUAACUUUAUUGCCAAUCUUCUAGAAAUUUUUUUUUGUUUUACUAGAAAUAUGUUCACUGCUUAGAGCUGGGCCUUCCCUUAAUUCACUCGUGAACUAAAAAUUUUAGAGAAAUCUCUUGAGAGUCAACCAGUCAGAACUGAAGAUAAUCAUUUGAACAACUCAAGUCCAUCAACAUGAUCAAUGUUUUUGCUCUACCACAUCUCAAAAUACAACUUCUGGUGAAACAAGGUAAGAGAACAUCAGACCUAUAGUGACGUUAUUUUUUUUUUUUCCUACCUAGGGCCAUCUCAGAACAGUUUUAAAGUUCCUCUCCCCAUCCCUCAGAAUAAAAAAAAAAAAAAAAAAAAA